AUGGUAUACCUCAACCACACGCAGCUGCGCGGGGUAGCAAAGACAACCAGCGUUAGCCAUGACCAGCUCAGCGGUACCACUCUAGGCUGUUCAGGAGAUGGUAGUGCAGGAAGCUCAGUAACCAGUCUCCGCAGCUCCUCGGUGGCCACGAGCUCGGCCGGUUCGAGCGAGAUCCUGGUCGGACUUGGCAUCUCUACUACCACACUGGGCCUCAAAGUAGAGGACCACCAGCUGCCUAUAACUCCUAGACCAUACCAUGGCCAUUGCGUUGGAGGCAACGGUACCUUACUUCGCCGGAAUGAACUGGACAAGCCCCUCCCACCACUACCAUUAGGUGAAAGUGCUCCGAGCUAUGGAACCAUUGAGCAAAGAUACCUGGAGCACGGUCUCCCAAAGCACUAUCCCUUACCCCCUCGACCCCUGGGGCGGGAGCACUGGUCGCUCCCCAACAAGCCAGAAGCUCGUGACCUGGCAGCACUGGAUCGCGCCUUCGCCAGAAAGGGAUUGCUCAGUAAUCCCCUGCGUCACCUCCGGGCUCACCGUCACCUUCAUGAUGCGCCCACGGCAGCACUAAGCGCACCAUUGGUGCAUGGUCUGGACGAAGAGCCAAGGAAGACCGGGCCACUCCAACGUUGGCAACCAUUAGAAACGAGGAAUAAGCCGGGGGUGUCCCCCGUUGAGCCAGCAGCACCCAUAACCCAGACACAGCACAACGAACCAAUUCCAAACCCGGCACUGGUUAGCGCGUGGGCGGAAGAUAUUCCAGCAAUUCCGGCGACCACAGCUGCUCCACAAGCUAUCCUGGACCGUUCCCCAGCCCACCCGCCAUGGCGGAAUGAGCCGCCAAUUCACACGGACCUCGGGGCAGUCACGCGCGUGCAACGCAUCCUGUCUAUUCUCCUGGAGAACCGGGCUUUCCUCUGCAUGCCGAACAUGCUUGAUGAAGAUAGGGAGCGAUAUGCCAACGAUUUUAUCGCAGAGGCCCAACUGCUGCUUCUGGGCCGCUCGCAGCCAACAUUGCGAACAUCAGGGAGCGGGUCGCACGCCCAGGGCCCCUCGUCUACCGCGUGCGCUGGCUCUACCGGGCCCAUUACUCCGAUGCCUCAACCUCGCCACAGUAUCUACGAGCUUGACGUGCGGUCACGGGCGUCAUCCUACCAGUGCGCAUGGAAUGUACCGGUCCCCGUCAUGCUGCGGAUUCUGCAGCAGGUUGACUGCCUCGAGGACCUCUUCUCGGUGGCCCGAGUUAAUCGUGUGGCAUACAAGACCUUCAAAGCACACGAGUUGCCCCUUAUCCAGAGAACGUUGUGGAAGGUAUCCCCGCCGGCGUGGGAGCUUCGACAGGUCAGCGAAGUUGCCAUUCCAUAUACUAAAAAUGGUCCGGAUGGCUCACCGCUGGCGGCGAGUCUCUACCUGCGGCACUACGCGCGGGACCUGGAAACCCUCGUCCGAAUCAAGAUCCUAAUUUGGUGCUCUUGCCGGGCCGUUGUACGAGAAGAGAUGAUGGAGGCCCUGUGCAAUACGGGCAGCGAACGGGGUGCCGCGGUUGAGGAUGCCAUCUGGCGCGUAUGGACGUUCUGUCACCUCUUUGGGAGCCGAAAGGGCCGGGAGUGCGACCUUACCGGACAGGUUCGGUGGCUUCGCGGGCAGACGUGCAGUUCUGUACUACCGCAGGUCUGCUGCACCAGCCCUGACCCGAGCGACUUCAACACCGUGCUCUUCACGCCUCCAGAUGGGUUCGCGCACGGCAACCAAGGCCCACUCUCGGAGGAGCAGCUGUGCGAUAUGCUCGAGGUAUGGACGGCCAUGGCUACUUUGCUAGAUUUCCUACGGGUGCAGACGCCCCAUGCGCGCCGGUAUGGUGUGUUUAACAAUACCGGUAUUACUCCAGGAAACAAGCAGCAAGAAGAGUUCAUGCUAAAUGCCUGGCUCGACUUUAUUCUUACCCUUGGACCGGCCGCAGUCCUGGAGCUGGCGCAAUCUGGGCGCAGGUUCGGUCCCGGAACAGCCUUCGCUCAUGCGAACUCAAAUGGAUGGACGCAUUGGAACCCGCCGCCGUUCAACUCUGGAAGUCCAGACUCGGGGUUUCUGGCCGCAGCUGUCAAGGCUGUCAGCAAACCGGUGUAA
Messenger RNA from Aspergillus bombycis, 2127 nucleotides. RefSeq lists its product as uncharacterized. Lineage: Eukaryota; Fungi; Ascomycota; Eurotiomycetes; Eurotiales; Aspergillaceae. The record is from RefSeq and is a predicted model, not a curated record. Bases 1 to 2127 code for a protein of 708 amino acids. The transcript has 3 exons.